This is a messenger RNA of Geosmithia morbida, 1158 nucleotides long. Its product is annotated as Amidohydrolase. Gene Ontology annotation, biological process: secondary metabolic process. Gene Ontology annotation, cellular component: cytosol; cytoplasm. Gene Ontology annotation, molecular function: hydrolase activity; carboxy-lyase activity. Bases 1 to 1158 code for a protein of 385 amino acids. The record is from RefSeq and is a predicted model, not a curated record. NCBI's taxonomy places the organism in Eukaryota, Fungi, Ascomycota, Sordariomycetes, Hypocreales, Bionectriaceae. The transcript has a single exon.
AUGUCGGGCUCGAUACCGUCGUCGAAACGGCGCAUUGUCGACAUUCACACGCACAUGUACCCCCCAUCGUACAUCAAAAUUCUCGAGUCGCGAACCACGAUCCCCCUCGUGCGGUCAUUCCCGCAGGCAGCCGACCCGCGUCUGAUCCUGCUCAAGGCUGAAGUCGAGUCGCUAGAGGACGCGACCGCCGACCCGUCGUCUACCAGCAAGAAGCUUCCCGGCCGACCGCUGACGUCGCACUAUGCGUCCCUCGAGCAGAAGAUGCACUUCAUGGACACGCAUGGUAUCCACACGUCCGUUGUGUCGCUUGCCAACCCGUGGCUCGACUUCCUGAGCGCGAACGAGUCGGGUCCUAUGGCCGAGUCGGUCAACCGGGAUUUCUCGUCCAUGUGCGCUAAGCACCCGGGCCGGCUAUUCUUCUUUGCGACGCUGCCGCUGACGGCACCGUUGGCAACGAUACGUUCCGCCGUCGAAUACGCCAAGGGGCUCAAGUACUGCCGAGGUGUCAUCCUGGGCACAUCAGGGCUGGGCAAAGGGUUAGAUGACCCGGACCUGGUGCCCAUCUUCGAGGCCCUGGCCGCCGCUGCGCUGCCCGUUUUCCUCCAUCCUCACUACGGACUUCCCGUCGAGAUGUGGGGCCCCCGCGCGAGCGCGGAAUACGGCCAUGUGCUGCCGUUGGCCCUGGGUUUCCCCAUGGAGACCACCAUCGCCGUCACGCGCAUGUACCUGUCUGGCGUGUUCGAAAAGGUACCCCGACUGCGUAUGAUACUAGCCCACAGCGGCGGCACCCUACCCUUCCUGGCUGGCAGGAUCGAGAGCUGCAUUCUGCAUGACGGGCAGCUGGUCGCCGAGGGCAAGGUUGGAAGCGGUCGCCGUACCGUAUGGGACGUCCUCAAGGAGCAGGUGUACCUUGACGCUGUCGUAUAUUCCGAGGUCGGGCUCAAGGCUGCCAUUGACGCCAGCGGCGCUGACAGGCUCAUGUUUGGAACGGAUCACCCCUUCUUCCCACCGCUAACAUCUGACGAGCAGGGCAAGUGGGAGAGUGUCAGCAUGAACGCUGAGGCAGUGGAGAGGGCUGUCGGGAAGGGCUCGUCUGGGGCAGCUGCCAUCAUGGGAGACAAUGCAAUCAAGGUGUUGCGCCUUGACGAGGAUCCGUAG